Messenger RNA from Neohortaea acidophila, 2631 nucleotides. RefSeq names its product glycosyl hydrolase family 47-domain-containing protein. The coding region runs from base 1 to 2631 and encodes 876 amino acids. The transcript has a single exon. Gene Ontology annotation, biological process: carbohydrate metabolic process; N-glycan processing. Lineage: Eukaryota; Fungi; Ascomycota; Dothideomycetes; Mycosphaerellales; Teratosphaeriaceae. Gene Ontology annotation, cellular component: endoplasmic reticulum; Golgi membrane. The record is from RefSeq and is a predicted model, not a curated record. Gene Ontology annotation, molecular function: calcium ion binding; mannosyl-oligosaccharide 1,2-alpha-mannosidase activity.
AUGCGGCCGGGGGUCCAACAGGCUCCUCCUCCUCCUCCAGUCCCGCCAGUACACCACCCCUACUCGCCUCCCGCUCCUCCUCAGCCUGCUCCACCACCGCUCUCCUUCGAUGCGCCGCCUUCGCCUCUCGACAAAAUUUCUCUUGACGCGGAUACACUGACUGGCAACAAUCGCAUACCUACUACGAAUCAAGAUUCCUCUGUGCUAGCAGAUGCACCGCCACCUCCCACACCUCCCGAAGUACCUGAACAUCCUACACCUCCCGCACCUCCAAUCAGCCCCAACCAACAUGCCGUGCCCUAUCCCAACUCGCCCGUGGAUAAGGAAAGCAAGCCCAGUUCCACUUCCGUCACCCUGCAUUGGAGCAAACAACCGGAACUAUACCCCAUCUCGAGUACAAUCCAAUUGCCGACUGGCACCUCCAUUCCCAUGCCCCGCAUCGAGGCGCAAAGGAACAAGUUGACCAUGUACGGAGCGGACAAGGAGAAGCUGGCGCAGAUCCAAGAGGCCGCCAUGCACUCCUGGGCUGGCUACCGACAAUUUGCAUUCGGCCACGAUGAAGUGAUGCCGGUAUCUGGGGGAACGAAUGAUCCCUUCAACGGUUGGGGCGCCACAUUGGUCGACGGGCUAGACACUCUUUGGGUCAUGGGACUACAGCGAGACUUUGAGGAAGCUGUGGAGCAGGUCAGAUUGAUCGACUUCACCACCAGCCUUAGGAGCGAGAUUCCUCUCUUCGAAACCGUCAUUCGUUACCUUGGUGGACUUCUCGGCGCCUACGACGUCUCCGGAGGGCAGUACCGCGUCCUCCUGGACAAGGCGGUCGAGCUAGCCGAGGUGCUGUACGGCGCCUUCGAUACGCCCAACAGAGUGCCAAUCACCUACUACCCAUGGUAUCGACCUAAAAACUCACUUGGCAGGCGGGCCAGCUCACGUUCCAUCCUCGCGGAGAUCGGGACACUGGAGCUUGAAUUCACCCGGCUGGCCCAGCUGACUGGCGAGCCCAAGUACUACGAUGCGGUCGCAAGGGUGAUGGACUUGUUCGAGGAGUCUCAAGACAAAAUGCGCAUACCUGGGAUGUGGCCGACGUAUAUUGAUGCGUCGGGAUGCGGCAAACGCGUUUCAACGCAGAGCCAGGACCUCCCGCUGAGCCCGCAGGAUAAACCGCCGCGACUGUCUUCUGGCCUUCUUUCACACACUGAUGGCUCGGUGUCUCACCUACCUGAGUCCUUUGUCAAUGCCGCUGGUCAUGCGCCGGGGAGCUCUGAUCCGGACGCGGUAGGAAAGGCACCUGUAGGCGAGCCUGGGCUGAAGCGCAAACGACAACUUGAGGAGGAGCAGGAAGUGGAAUCCGAGCUUACCCCCCGGACACCUCCCGACGACGUUUGUGUUCCGCAAGGAUUCGUCUCCAUCUCCAAAAGCUCCAACCAGAUGUACACGAUGGGCGGCGCAAGCGACAGCAUGUACGAAUACCUCCCCAAGGAAUACCUGCUCCUUGGCGGGCAGGUGGAGAAGUACAAGACGAUGUAUCUCGCCAGCAUGAAGGUCGUAAUCGACAAGCUCCUCUUCAAGCCGAUGACGGAGACGGACGAGGACAUUUUGAUGCUGGGUAAUGUCGACCUCAAACCCGACUGGUCCAAACCGGCGGCGGAGCGCGAACUCACCGAAUACUUCAGCCCCGCCAUUCAGCAUUUAUCCUGUUUUGCCGGUGGCAUGUUUGCGAUGGGAGGCGUCAUCUUCGAUCAGCCGGAGCAUGUGGACAUUGGAUCCAAGCUGACGGAGGGGUGUGUGUGGGCGUACAACGUCACCGCGACGGGCAUCAUGCCUGACAUGGCCGGUCUGAUGGCGUGUGAAGACCUUAAAAGCGAGUGCAAGUGGAAUGAGAGCGCGUGGUGGGAUGUGUUGGACCCGUACAGCGCCACGAGGCUGCAGGGAACCACCGUUUCCCCUCCUCCUCCCCCGAUGCCGCCAACGGUGCAGAAGGAAGCGCUUCCGCCCAACACCCCCGUGGUCGCAGACGGACCGCAUCCCGAUCUACGUGACGACUCGCACGCCAAUCUGGAAGACGCGACACUUGAUCCGCUCCAUCCCGCCGUGUACAAGAGACAGCUCGAGGCACUUUCAGAGCUCCCAUCACAACCCUCCCCGUCCUUACUCCCAGACGGAGAAGCCAACCUGCCCGACCUCGCCUCCCCUUACGACCUACCCACCCCAACCAAAAGCAACGCCCCCCUCUCCCACGAAGACUACGUCAAGAAGAAGAUCGAGUGCGAAGGCAUCCCCCCCGGCUUCACGCACAUCACCGACCGGCGCUACCAGCUGCGCCCCGAAGCAAUCGAGUCGGUCUUCUACAUGUACCGCAUCACCGGCGAUCCGCACUGGCGCGAAGUCGGAUGGAACAUGUGGAAAGCGGUGGAGCAGCACGCGCGCGCGCGAUACGGGUACAGCACCGUAUCCGACGUGACGGACACAGAGUCCGCGCUGGACGACUCGAUGGAGAGCUUCUGGCUGGCGGAGACGCUCAAGUACUUCUACUUGCUGUUUGACGACCCGGACAACUGGAGCCUGGACCGCUGGGUGCUGAAUACGGAGGCGCAUUUGUUCCGGCGACCGGAAUUUGAUUUUGCUGCGUAG